Molecule: messenger RNA, 429 nt
Organism: Talaromyces rugulosus
Lineage: Eukaryota; Fungi; Ascomycota; Eurotiomycetes; Eurotiales; Trichocomaceae
Exons: 1
Coding region: 1-429 (142 amino acids)
Source: RefSeq, a predicted model, not a curated record
AUGGGCCUUACACAAGAUACUUCCAGUAUUACCGCCGCUGCAGAGGCUCACAUGUCCUCCUAUUCGGCCGUCCUAACCUCGAACGACUUCAAAACAUCCGCCGAACGGGGUGCUAAAAUGGCCACCUACUACCUCCCAACCAUCUCCUUCUUUAUGGACGGAACCAUUAUGGAACUAGCCGGUCAAUCGAAUUACGCGUCUCUAAUUUCUGGGACUUUGGACAAACUGGAAGGUCUCCCUGGAGUAAAAGGACACAGGGUUGAGGCUAUAAGCGAAAACAGUGCAAUUAUAUGGCUCUUUCUGGAGGUGAAUGGGUUGGAAACGUCCAACGUCUAUUUCUUUAGAAGGAUGGAGGAUACAACUGAAGGGUUCGAGGGUGGUAUUUUUGACGGGGAGACGUGGGUGUUGAAGCAGCUGGCGAAACAGUAG